AUGGCCAAGAAAAGCAAGUUACUUGCGGCACUUGAUGCUCACAAGGGGCGAGACUAUGAGGCUGAGAAGAGGAAGGCCCAGGCAAAAGCAGCUGAGAAGCGGAAGCGACAGAAGUCCGUAAAGGCAGGCGGCGAGGCAAGCGACGAGCCUGAAGAAGCCGGCAAAGUGGCUCCCUCUACGAGUAAAGAAACGCAAAACCCUAAUACUGGAAACGACUUUGCCAGCUUUUCUGACGGAGGUGAUGAGAACAAGGAGAACUAUUCGGCAAAUAGCCAGAAUACUAACACCAAUGGCACAAUACCACAACCUCCUCAGCCUGCUGAUGCAUCUGCUUCGGAAGGGGAGGGUGACUCGGAUGUGCCGCUCUCCGACCUUGAGGAUGAGGACCUCGAAGAUACGAUCCCGCAUCAGAGACUGACCAUCAACAAUGGCCCUGCGCUCAUCGCCUCCCGCAAUCGAAUUGCUCUGGUUAAAUCCUCCAAGACACCGUUCCACUAUCACAACUCUCUUAUUUCCUCCCUGCCACCAGUCUCGGAAUCUAUUCCAGACCCGAACGAUGAUUUGACGAGAGAGCUGGAAUUUUACCGCAUCGCUCGCGAGGCCGCGGUGGAAGGACGAACACUGCUGAAAAAAGAAAAAAUCCCCUUCACCAGGCCACAUGACUACUUUGCCGAGAUGGUCAAAAGCGACGAGCAUAUGGGCAAGGUCAAAAGAAAGAUGUACGACGAUGCAGCGGGGAAGAAGGCAGCAGAGGAGGCCAGGAAACUGCGAGAUGCAAAGAAGUUUGGCAAGGCCGUGCAGGUUGCUAAGGAGCAGGAAAGAGCAAAGGAAAAGAGGAAUACAUUGGAUAAGAUCAAGGAGCUGAAGAGGAAACGCAAAGGCCAAGACACUGGCAAAGUUAAAGAGGAUGAUGAGAACCUGUUCCAGAGUAUUGACGUCGAAGACGGUCCUUCCAAAGAUAAGUCUGGUCGGGAACGAGGCGAAGGGCUUAAUGUCAAGAGACAGAAACGGGACCAAAAAUAUGGGUUUGGAGGAAAGAAACGAUUCUCGAAGAGUGGUGACGCGGUCAGCAGUGCAGAUAUCCGCGGGUUCUCGGCGGCGAAGAUGAAGGGCAAAGCAAAAGCGAAGAGGCCGGGAAAGAGCAAGAGAGCGGCAGCUAGGUGA
Molecule: messenger RNA, 1164 nt
Organism: Capronia epimyces CBS 606.96
Lineage: Eukaryota; Fungi; Ascomycota; Eurotiomycetes; Chaetothyriales; Herpotrichiellaceae
Exons: 2
Coding region: 1-1164 (387 amino acids)
Biological process (GO): rRNA processing; ribosomal large subunit biogenesis
Cellular component (GO): nuclear periphery; nucleolus; preribosome, large subunit precursor
Source: RefSeq, a predicted model, not a curated record